Molecule: messenger RNA, 1941 nt
Organism: Penicilliopsis zonata CBS 506.65
Lineage: Eukaryota; Fungi; Ascomycota; Eurotiomycetes; Eurotiales; Aspergillaceae
Exons: 1
Coding region: 1-1941 (646 amino acids)
Source: RefSeq, a predicted model, not a curated record
AUGCCCUUCAGAUACAACCGUGGAUCAGACGCAGAGCUCGUCUGGGCGUCGUCAGCGAAGGAAUUCAAGGGCGGUUUCCAAUUCCUGAUGAACAAGCAGCCUGGCAGCGACAGACGCGAUCGCCGCACGCGAGGUUCCAGCAAGGAUGACGAGGGCGAGACAGAGGAGUUUAUCAACGAGGAGCUUCGCGUCGGGGGGCCCUUGCUAUGCCCGUUACCUGCAACCUCCCAGACGAUACUGGAUCCGACAAGCCGAUACAACGAAAUCCUGAAUAGCGACGCGAUGCUGGCUGCCAUUCAGGAAAUACUCAUCGAGCAUGGAAUUACGCUGAAAGACGCGAGUGUGGGCAUGCAGACACCGGAAUGGUUUCCUCAAGACCCGCCAAUCGUCACCCUGACCAUCUUGGCUACGAAAAGUACAGUACAUGACGAAUGGCUUCAGGCCUGCCAGAGGUUACAUACGAUGCUGGUUCUUCACGAGUUCCCAGAUAUCAGCGUCGAGAUAAUCGACCCCCGGGCAAUGCUUCCCCGGUUUACCACCCCUCUGUUCCGGACUGAUAAACUGUUUCUAGUCUGGGACAGAGUCCUGUCGAUUAUACUGGACUCUAUAGAUCUCGCAGAUAUCAUAGUGAUUUCAUGCUGGCGAUACGGUGUCUCGUCUACAGCGGAAGAGAACCCGCCCACAAUUAUUAUCACUGUGGAUCGUAAUUCCUCUCGGAGGUGGAAGCCCCUUCGUGAGAAGGUGGUGAGUAUUUUAGAUGCCAAUCAUAUCGAUGAUGUUGCUGUCUUGGUUGAAAAAGGUAGGGUAUUUCGGUCAAUGGACAAAGCCGGCGUUCCCUCAUCUCUAUGGCAGCAGCGCCAGACCUUGCCUGGUGUGAGCCUAGGAAACACUGUUGAUCUAGAUACGUCGGCUACAUUUGGCGGAUACAUUGAGCUCCAGAACCAGAAGGGAGAGUGGUAUCAGUUCGGACUCACCUGCUACCAUGCAGUUCUCGCGCCAGAAACUGUGAACGAGAACAAGCAAGGUGAGUCAACGGCAUGUACUGAUUCAGACCUACUACUAAUAUCUUCAACAGUGCAGUUGAGCUGGGAUGGAAAAGGAGCUGAAUGGAAUGAUCCAGUAGCGAAGGAAGUACUCGCUGUCCAGCAGCCAAGUCGUCAAGACCUCCAAGAGGAGAAGAUAUCCAUCCAGCAACAGAUCAACCGGAUUGCUGACCAGAAAUUCCUGGCAAAUCGGGCUAUGAUGGCGCGUGGCGAGCUUUCUCCCUUAUCAAGCCGGAUCCACGUCGCCCAGGAACGGAAUCUACAUGAUCUAGAGACUAUCAUGAGCCAGAUCAAUACCUUUGAUGAAGAGCGUAUGCGACUCGGUCAUGUUGUGUGUGCAUCAGGCUUUCGUCUCAAGACCAUGCGGAACAGUGAUCAUCCUAUUCAUCUAGACUGGGCUCUUAUAAUGCUAGACAAACGUCGCAUAGGACACAAUAGAGUCGACUCAUAUGGACCACCUCGCUUUCGCUUGCCGUGUGAUAUCAUCAAUCAACCUAUUGAACCAGAGCACGGGAUGCUCUUGUAUAAGAUGGGGCGAUCCACGGAAUGGACUGAAGGUCUAUAUAACAGUCUCCAGACGGCGGUGAUUGAGAAGAAAACAGUCGCGACGCGCGAGGCAGUGGUGUGUGGUACCAAAGGCCGCCAGUUUGCAGAUACGGGCGACUCGGGCAGUUUCGUUUUUACCAAGGACCUGGAGUUUGUGGGCAUGAUCUUUGCAACACAUGCUAGAGGGGAUGGCUACAUCACGCUGGCUUCGAGUCUUUUUGAAGAUAUCAAGGCGAAGACGGGAGCCAUGGAUAUUCGACUCCCUGGACCAGACAUCAGAGACAUGUCGCAGAUAAUGGCAAGUCUACAAGGAUAUAGUGUUUCGAAGUCGCCCUUUGGAGCCACUGCAUAA